This is a messenger RNA of Penicillium bovifimosum, 693 nucleotides long. RefSeq names its product RNA-binding protein. NCBI's taxonomy places the organism in Eukaryota, Fungi, Ascomycota, Eurotiomycetes, Eurotiales, Aspergillaceae. Gene Ontology annotation, molecular function: RNA binding. Gene Ontology annotation, biological process: mRNA splicing, via spliceosome. The transcript has 5 exons. Bases 1 to 693 code for a protein of 230 amino acids. The record is from RefSeq and is a predicted model, not a curated record. Gene Ontology annotation, cellular component: nuclear speck.
AUGUCCUCUCGAUCUGGAACUACUUUGUAUGUUACCGGGUUCGGCCAUGGCACCCGUGCUCGCGAUCUUGCCUACGAAUUCGAACGAUAUGGGCGUCUCGUUCGCUGUGACAUCCCUGCCCCGCGCACUCCCUCCAGCCGACUUUUCGCUUUCGUUGAAUAUGAGAGUCGCCGCGACGCUGAUGAUGCCUAUCAUGAGAUGCACAAUAAGCGCAUUGGCCGUGACGAUCUGCUAAAGAUCGAGUGGGCACGCACCCCUCCCUCUGCUUCCUGGCGCUUUGAUUCUGGGUCUGGCCGAGACGCUGGUCGCGAUGCUGGCCGUGACCGUCGUCGUGACCGGACUCCUCCCCGCCGUGGUCGCUCCCCAUCUCCUCGUCGCAGCCGUGGCGGCGACUAUUCUCCUCGUCGAGACGAUCGUUACGACCGGGACGCUGACCGUGAUUACGACCGACGCGACCGUGAUUCUGACCGCCGUGACCGUGACCAUGAUCGUCGUGAUCGCGAUCGUUCUCGCGACCGUUCUCGCAGCCCCGAUGACCGUGAACGCGAGGUCAAGGAUGACCGGGAGAGACGUGAGGAUGAUCGGGAGCCUCGUGAGGAGGACCGUGAGAAUGGGCCCAACGGUGAAGAAGACAGGAAAGUACCCCUGGAUCCAGUGCCCUCUGCUCAUGAUGAGCUUGAUACUGCUGAGUAG